Molecule: messenger RNA, 3038 nt
Organism: Urocitellus parryii (Arctic ground squirrel)
Lineage: Eukaryota; Metazoa; Chordata; Mammalia; Rodentia; Sciuridae
Gene: Dvl2
Product: dishevelled segment polarity protein 2
Biological process (GO): canonical Wnt signaling pathway; intracellular signal transduction
Cellular component (GO): cytosol
Molecular function (GO): frizzled binding
Source: RefSeq, a predicted model, not a curated record
GUCACGUGGCAUGAGGAGAGGUGGGCGGGGAUCUGAAGAACGCUAGCGUCGUCGGUGGCGGUGGCGCGCGGCCGCGGCAUCCGCGGCUCUAGGUCGCACCCUUCGGCCUACCGCCACUUCCCCACUGCCUCACGCCUUUCCUUUACUCAUCUCCCGCACUGAGCGGGUCCUGGCCGCGCUCUCGCUCGUUUGCGGUGUGCGCAGGCGCGGCGGGGGCGAUUAGCUCCAUUGGGUGGGCGGUGGAUCCCGGGAGCGCGCGGGCGAGACCAUGGCGGGUUGCAGCACAGGGGGCGUUGGUGCCGGGGAGACGAAGGUGAUUUACCACCUGGAUGAAGAAGAGACUCCCUACCUGGUGAAGAUCCCUGUCCCUGCUGAGCGCAUCACGCUGGGAGAUUUCAAGAGUGUUCUGCAGCGACCCGCGGGCGCUAAGUACUUUUUCAAGUCUAUGGAUCAGGAUUUCGGGGUGGUGAAGGAAGAAAUUUCAGAUGACAAUGCCCGCCUCCCCUGCUUCAAUGGAAGAGUGGUAUCCUGGCUAGUGUCAUCAGAUAACCCCCAACCCGAGGUGGCUCCCCCAGCCCAUGAGCCUCGGACAGAACUGGUGCCUCCACCCCCACCAUUACCCCCUUUGCCACCAGAGAGGACCAGUGGCAUUGGGGACUCAAGGCCUCCAUCCUUCCACCCUAAUGUGUCUGGCAGCCAUGAAAAUCUGGAUCCUGAGACAGAAACUGAGUCGGUUGUGUCACUGAGGCGGGAGCGGCCUCGAAGGAGAGACAGCAGUGAGCAUGGCGCUGGUGGCCACAGGCCCAGUGGCCCCUCCAGGCUAGAGCGCCACCUGGCUGGGUAUGAGAGCUCGUCUACCCUCAUGACCAGUGAGUUGGAGAGUACCAGUCUUGGAGACUCAGAUGAAGAUGACACUAUGAGCAGGUUCAGCAGCUCCACAGAGCAAAGCAAUGCCUCCCGCCUCCUCAAACGCCAUCGACGGCGGAGGAAACAGCGGCCACCUCGCAUGGAAAGGACCUCAUCCUUCAGCAGUGUCACAGAUUCCACCAUGUCUCUCAACAUCAUUACAGUCACACUCAACAUGGAGAAGUACAAUUUCCUGGGUAUCUCCAUUGUGGGCCAAAGCAAUGAGCGGGGUGACGGAGGCAUCUACAUCGGCUCCAUCAUGAAGGGAGGUGCUGUGGCAGCUGACGGACGCAUCGAACCAGGGGACAUGCUUUUGCAGGUGAAUGACAUGAACUUCGAGAACAUGAGCAAUGAUGAUGCCGUGCGGGUACUGAGGGACAUUGUGCACAAGCCAGGCCCCAUUGUGCUGACAGUGGCCAAGUGCUGGGAUCCCUCCCCUCAGGCCUACUUCACACUCCCCCGAAAUGAGCCCAUCCAGCCAAUUGACCCUGCUGCCUGGGUGUCACACUCAGCUGCACUGACUGGCACUUUCCCAGCCUAUCCAGGCUCCUCAUCCAUGAGCACCAUUACGUCUGGAUCCUCUUUGCCUGAUGGCUGUGAGGGCCGGGGUCUCUCUAUUCAUAUGGACAUGGCAUCUGUGACUAAGGCCAUGGCAGCUCCAGAAUCAGGACUGGAAGUCCGGGACCGCAUGUGGCUCAAGAUCACCAUCCCGAAUGCCUUUCUGGGCUCGGAUGUGGUUGAUUGGCUCUACCAUCAUGUGGAGGGCUUUCCUGAACGACGGGAGGCCCGCAAGUAUGCCAGUGGGCUUCUGAAGGCUGGUCUCAUCCGACAUACUGUGAAUAAGAUCACCUUCUCUGAGCAGUGCUACUAUGUCUUCGGGGACCUCAGUGGCGGCUGUGAGAGUUACCUAGUCAACUUGUCUCUGAAUGAUAAUGAUGGCUCUAGCGGGGCUUCAGACCAAGACACCCUGGCUCCUCUGCCUGGAGCGACCCCCUGGCCCCUACUGCCCACCUUUUCCUAUCAAUACCCAGCCCCGCACCCCUAUAGCCCCCAGCCUCCACCCUACCAUGAGCUUUCAUCCUACACCUAUGGUGGGGGCAGUGCCAGCAGCCAGCACAGUGAGGGGAGCCGGAGCAGUGGUUCAACAAGAAGUGAUGGGGGGGCUGGACGCACAGGGAGACCUGAGGAACGGGCCCCUGAGUCGAAGUCUGGCAGCGGCAGUGAGUCUGAGCCCUCCAGUCGGGGGGGCAGCCUUCGGCGGGGUGGGGAAUCUAGUGGGACUGGUGAUAUGGGCCCUCCUCCAUCUAGAGGCUCAACAGGGGGUACUCCCAAUCUUCGAGCCCACCCAGGGCUCCAUACCUAUGGACCUCCUCCAGGCAUGGCUCUUCCCUAUAACCCAAUGAUGGUGGUCAUGAUGCCCCCACCCCCACCACCUGUUCCUCCAGCAGUGCAACCCCCAGGUGCUCCUCCAGUCAGAGAUCUGGGUUCUGUGCCCCCAGAACUAACAGCCAGCCGCCAAAGCUUCCAUAUGGCCAUGGGCAACCCCAGUGAGUUCUUUGUGGAUGUGAUGUAGAGGGCACCCUGGGGUCAUGUUGGGUCUGUACCCUUGGCCUGUCCAGCGUCGGCUUGGGUGUCCCUGUUCUGUGACUUGUCAAUCACCACCUUAUUGUUCCUUGCAGUGCCUGGGCUCAGCCUACCAUUUCAUUACCACUGUAACUUUCACCAACAGUGCCUGGUCCUCCCCCUUCCUUCAGGGGUAGACAAGGGACCUUUGGUUAUUUUUAGCUUUAUUGUUUUUUAUAAGCCUUUUGGGGGGUUGAAAUAGACUUUUUUACAUUUUUGGGAAUUUUUUAAAUAGACAUUUUCUUUUUUGUAUGAAGAAUCCCUGUCUUCUGGGCCCCUUCUAACCCCAGAAUGUGACCUCUUCUUGCAGUUGUCCAGUCAGCUCUGCCCUUUGCAGGGCCAGGGGAUGAUCAGUGGUAUACUGAGAGGAGGAAGGGGGUUGGGCAUUCUAGACAGCAGUCCAAGGAAGCUGGGGUAUUUGGUAUUUGGGGGUUGUGUAGCUGCCUUUGUUAUUCUAUUUAUUUUAGUCACUUGUAUAAAACACCAAAUAAAGCAAUAGAGGCAAACUC